GCCCAGCCCUCCUGCUCCAAAGUGGCCCCUAUGUCAAGGAUGAAAGAAAUGGGGGCAGGUCAGCAGCUGCUAAGCUCCACCUCCCAGCCCUGGCAGAGACCCUGCUCACUAGCCCUGGGCGGUCUUGGCCAGGCUCCCGCCUUCUCCCAGCUGCUGCCCAGCCUAUAAAGCCACCCUUGGUGUCCUUGCCUACUCUGUCCCCCUCCCUUGAUACCCAGAGUCAUCAUGGCGGAGCUCCCUGUGACAGAGAUGCCUGGAGAUGCUCUGUGCAGCGGACGCUUCACCAUCAGCACACUGCUGGGGGGUGACGAGCCCCCACCAGCUACCUGUGACAGCAGCCACCCCAGCCACUUGACACACGGCAGCACCUUGUACAUGCGCACCUUCGGUUACAACACUAUCGACGUAGUGCCCGCCUAUGAACACUAUGCUAACAGCGUUCUGCCCGGCGAGCCCCGGAAGGUGCGGCCCACCCUGGCUGACCUGCAUUCAUUUCUCAAGCAGGAAGGUAGCCACCUGCAUGCCCUGGCCUUUGAUGGACGGCCAGGCCGUGAGCUGACGGAUGGACUUGUGGAGGACGAAACAGGCACCGACAGUGAGAAGAGCCCUGGGGAGCCUGUGCGCUUCGGCUGGGUCAAGGGGGUGAUGAUCCGAUGCAUGCUCAACAUCUGGGGUGUGAUCCUCUACCUGCGGCUGCCCUGGAUUACGGCGCAGGCAGGCAUCGUGCUGACUUGGCUCAUCAUCCUGCUGUCCGUCAUGGUAACAUCCAUCACAGGCCUUUCCAUCUCAGCCAUCUCCACCAAUGGCAAGGUCAAGUCAGGUGGCACCUACUUCCUUAUCUCCCGGAGUCUGGGCCCAGAGCUGGGGGGCUCCAUUGGCCUCAUCUUCGCCUUUGCCAACGCUGUGGGUGUGGCCAUGCACACUGUGGGCUUUGCAGAGACCGUACGGGACCUCCUUCAGGAGUACGGCACACCCAUUGUAGACCCCGUCAAUGACAUCCGGAUCAUCGGCGUGGUCACUGUCACCGUGCUGCUGGCCAUCUCACUGGCUGGAAUGGAGUGGGAGUCCAAGGCCCAGGUGCUAUUCUUUCUUGUCAUCAUGGUGUCCUUUGCCAACUAUCUAGUGGGGACACUGAUCCCGGCAUCUGAAGACAAGGCCUCCAAAGGCUUCUACAGCUACCAUGGGGACAUUUUUGUUCAGAACUUAGUGCCUGACUGGAGAGGCAUCGAUGGCAGCUUCUUUGGGAUGUUCUCCAUCUUCUUCCCUUCGGCCACCGGCAUUCUGGCAGGAGCCAAUAUCUCUGGGGACCUUAAGGACCCUGCUGUAGCCAUCCCCAAAGGAACACUCAUGGCCAUUUUCUGGACCACCAUCUCCUACCUUGCCAUCUCGGCUACCAUUGGCUCCUGUGUGGUGAGAGAUGCCUCUGGGGACCUGAAUGACACAGUGACUCCCGGCUCAGGCACCUGCGAAGGGCUGGCCUGUGGCUACGGCUGGAACUUCACAGAAUGCUCCCAGCAGCACAGCUGCCGCUAUGGCCUCAUCAACUACUACCAGACCAUGAGCAUGGUGUCCGCCUUUGCACCCCUGAUCACAGCGGGUAUCUUCGGAGCCACGCUGUCCUCUGCCUUGGCCUGUCUUGUCUCUGCCGCCAAGGUCUUCCAGUGCCUUUGUGAAGACCAGCUGUACCCACUGAUUGGCUUCUUCGGCAAAGGCUAUGGCAAGAACAAGGAGCCUGUGCGUGGCUACCUGCUGGCCUACGCCAUCGCGGUGGCCUUCAUCAUCAUUGCUGAGCUCAACACCAUUGCCCCCAUCAUUUCCAACUUCUUCCUCUGCUCCUACGCCCUCAUCAACUUCAGCUGCUUCCAUGCCUCCAUCACCAACUCACCCGGUUGGAGACCCUCCUUCCAAUACUACAGCAAGUGGGCAGCGCUGUUUGGGGCAGUGAUCUCGGUGGUCAUCAUGUUCCUGCUUACCUGGUGGGCGGCUCUCAUUGCCAUUGGAGUUGUCCUGUUCCUCCUGCUCUAUGUGAUCUACAAGAAGCCAGAGGUGAACUGGGGCUCCUCGGUGCAGGCCCACUCCUACAACCUUGCCCUGAGCUGCUCCAUGGGCCUCAAUGAGGUGGAAGACCACAUCAAAAACUACCGGCCCCAGUGCCUGGUGCUUACGGGACCCCCCAACUUCCGCCCGGCGCUGGUGGACUUUGUGAGCACAUUUACCCAGAACCUAAGCCUGAUGAUCUGUGGCCAUGUGCUCAUUGGACCCCGAAAGCAGAGAGUGCCCGAGCUCCAGCACAUGGCCAGUGGGCACACCAAGUGGCUGAACAAGCGCAAGGUCAAGGCCUUCUACUCAGACGUCCUUGCUGAGGACCUCCGAAGUGGUGUCCAGAUUCUCAUGCAGGCCUCGGGGCUGGGGAGAAUGAAACCCAACAUUUUGGUGGUCGGAUUCAAGAAAAAUUGGCAGUCUGCUCACCCGGCCACAGUGGAGGACUACAUUGGCAUCCUGCAUGAUGCCUUUGACUUCAACUAUGGCGUGUGCGUCAUGAGGAUGCGUGAGGGGCUCAACGUCUCUGAGGUGACGCAGAUGCACGCAGCCCCCGAGGCACUGGUACAGGAGGAGCAGGCCAGCACCAUCUUCCAGUCGGAGCAAGGCAAGAAGACCAUCGACAUUUACUGGCUGUUUGAUGAUGGAGGCCUCACCCUCCUCAUCCCCUAUCUCCUGCACCGCAAGAAGAGGUGGGGCAAAUGCAAGAUCCGGGUGUUUGUUGGGGGCCAGAUCAACAGGAUGGACGAAGAGAGAAAGGCGAUCAUUUCUCUUUUGAGCAAGUUCAGACUGGGAUUUCAUGAAGUUCACGUCCUUCCGGACAUCAAUCAGAAACCUCAGGCUGAGCACACCAAGCGGUUUGAGGACAUGGUCGCACCCUUCCGUCUGAAUGACGGCUUCAAGGAUGAGGCCACUGUCGCUGAGAUGAGGAGGGACUGUCCCUGGAAGAUCUCAGACGAGGAGAUUAACAAGAACAGAAUUAAGUCCCUUCGGCAGGUGAGGCUGAAUGAGAUUCUGCUGGACUACUCUCGGGAUGCCGCUCUGAUCAUCCUCACCUUGCCCAUCGGAAGGAAGGGGAAGUGCCCCAGUUCGCUGUACAUGGCCUGGCUGGAGACCCUGUCCCAGGACCUCAGACCUCCCGUCGUCCUUAUACGAGGCAACCAGGAGAAUGUGCUCACCUUUUAUUGCCAGUGAUACCCAGUGUUCCUGCCCAGAGCCGAGGGUGUGGGGGUGGAGUCAGAACUCACCCUCUCCAGCUCCGAGUCCUGAUUCAGACUGAUUCAUCACAUCUGCUGGUCCCCUGCAGAAGACGGUGUGUUUCCAAACUGGCUGAACCCCGACAGAUACACCUUCUGGGCCUUGAAGUUGCAUGGAAGUCUCUGGAAGAUUCUAUCUCUUUUUAAAAAGCUUUUUCUUGAUGACCAAGUAGUAAACUGCAGUCUUUGAUUUGUAUGCGAAUUGAGUCCCAGCAUGGGGUGUACAUCUUAGCAGUCUCUCCAGACCAUCCGGGCAACCAUGCCCAAACCCAUCUCCUUCCCGCAUACAGGAGAGCGGGAGCCUGCCCUGGGGGCCUGUGCGGAGCUCCGAGGACCACAGGGUCCUCUGAGCCUGCGCGGUAAGGCACGUUUCUUCAGCCCUCACUCCUGUUGCUUUUCAGUGAUGGCGCCUAGGUGUUCUCACUGGUUAUUUAGCCCAGGGUCGCUAAGGUUCUCUGAUUACACAGUCCAUGGUUUUCCUGGGGACUCCGGAACAACUGACCGGAAGCAUCAAAUUGCAAAGCAGUAUUCUCACUCUAGGGGGCACCCUCCAGAUUCAUUCAUUCAUUUUCUCUCUCUCUCUCUCUCUCUCUCUCUCUCUCUCUCUC
Messenger RNA from Peromyscus californicus insignis, 3904 nucleotides. It is a transcript of the gene Slc12a3, whose product is annotated as solute carrier family 12 member 3. Gene Ontology annotation, biological process: sodium ion transmembrane transport; chloride ion homeostasis; sodium ion homeostasis. The coding region runs from base 226 to 3234 and encodes 1002 amino acids. The record is from RefSeq and is a predicted model, not a curated record. Gene Ontology annotation, cellular component: membrane. Gene Ontology annotation, molecular function: sodium:potassium:chloride symporter activity. Lineage: Eukaryota; Metazoa; Chordata; Mammalia; Rodentia; Cricetidae. The transcript is spliced from 25 exons.